AUGAAAUCAACAUCUCUAUUGAUAUCUUUGGUUCUUUUUAUUUCCAUCUGCAUUUCCACACAUGUCAAUUGUGCAUGGAACUUGCCACCACUCGGUUCUCCAAGAAUACUCUUUGCAGAUUCGUCCUACUUGACGAAACUAAAGUCUGACAUGGCAAAGCCAACCAAUUACGCCACUUCUUUCAAAAACUUUGUUAAUAGUGGAAUUUCUGGUGGCGGAUCCGUCUAUCUAUUCGAAGCAUGGCACUCAGCUCUAUUAUUCAUGGUCACAGGACAAGUUUCCUAUUGUAACUAUGCAGUUCAAAAUAUAGAUUCCAUUGUAGCUCAAGAAGAAUCCAUCAUUGCCAGUGGGAACAUUCCAUCCAUUGCAGGAGAUAGUUAUCUUGAUGUUGGAUAUGGUUUGCAUAAUAUAAUGACUGUCUAUGAUUGGUGUCGAGCACAAACAAGUCAAUCUCAAAGAAAUCGAUGGACAAAUUAUGCCAAUCAAGCAGUUUCUAAUAUUUGGAAUUGCUCAACAGCGACAUGGGGUGGUAAAGAUGCUGCAUGGUCAUGUUGGUCGGUGGAUAAUCCAGGAAACAAUUAUUAUUACUCCUUUUUGAGAGCAACCAUGAUGGUUGGGUUAGCCACAUACGGAGAGAAUGCAAGUGCUGAUAUGUGGUUGAGACAAUUUAGAAAUGUCAAGAUUGGAAAUCAAUUAAUUCCAUAUUUUAAUGGAGAGCUCAAGACAGGUGGCAGUUUGGAAGGAACUGGGUAUGGUAUUUCACAUAAGGAAUUGUUUAAUUUGUAUAUUUGGUGGCAAUUGUCAACUGGUGAAAAUAUUGCUGACCUGACUUCACACACUUACAAUUCGUUACAAUGGAUUUUGCAUCAAAUGGUUCCACAAUUGGAUGCAUUGGCAAAUAUUGGCGAUCAAGCACGUGAUUCCUCUGCAUCUUUCUAUGAUUAUCAUCGUCAUUACAUUAUUGCUCUUUGCUAUUUAUAUCCAAAAUCCAAAUUAGCAAAAUCAGCUAAAAUUCUAUUAUCCAAAUCGAGUGUUCCUCAAAUGACAAGCGGUUUCAAUACUUAUAUAGAUUACAUUUAUGAUAUCAGUUCUAUUGAAACAGUUCCACUCAAUUCAACCUAUAUUACAACUUCAUUCAGGGGAGAUUCAACUGGAACUCUUGCCUUACGUUCAAGUUGGGAUUCUGAUGCAGUUUAUGCUAAUUUAGUUUGUGGACCACUUGUAGAAUCUCAUGCACAUCAAGAUCAGGGAAGUUUUAUUCUAUAUCACAAGGGUUGGUUGGCAUAUGAUCAGAAUUUCAAUAGUCAUUCUGGAAUUCAACAAAUGAAUCACUAUCAUAAUUUGGUUAGAAUUGUUAGUGACAAUGAGAUUAUUCUUCAAUCUGGAGGAUCUCCUUGUAAUAUGAGUGCACUUUCUGAUAAUUCUGUUUAUUCCUAUGCACUUUCACUUGUUACUCCUCUAUAUGAUAGUAAUAAUUACAAUUCGAAAGGUUUAGUUACCAAAGUCGAAAGAGAAUUUGUAUUUAUCAAACCAAGUACAUUUGUUGUUUUUGAUAGAGUGGCAACAAAGACUAAUUCCAAAGCUAAAAGAAUACUUUCGCUUAAUUUUAUGGAUAAACCAAGCUAUUCCAAUGGAAAUUUGGUUUUUAAUUCAAAGAGUUCCAUUACUGUUAAAACUCUUUCUCCAACCUCAAAUUUAAACGUUUCCAUUAUUGAUUGGAAAACUGAAGAUUCUGAUAACAAUGCUGGAUAUAGAGUUGACUAUUUGGAUACUUCAUCAUUAGAUUCCACUAACUUUUUACAAGUAAUUUCAAUCAACUCUUCUGUUGCCUCAUCCAUUAGGGAUGAUGUUAGUGGAAAAAUAGGAGCAACAAUUAGUUUGAAUGAUGGACGAAAGGUAACUGUUCGAUUCAAUACUGCCAGUACUGGUGGAUCAAUCGUGGUUAUUUCCAAUAAGCAAACAACAUUGGUGAAUGAGGAUCUCACAACCAGUAAGCAAGCUCUUGGUGUGGGAGAGGUAAUAGUUCCACUUUCAUCACCUAAACCUGUUCCAAUUUCUUCUGUGCAACCAGGUCAAAAAUCAAGCAAAGCAUUUACAUCAACAAGAGUUAAUUCUAGUCGGCCAUCUCAAAUGAGUAGUUUGUUCUUCAUUAUUGUAAUAAUUGGUUUCAUUUUAAUAAAUUAA
Messenger RNA from Naegleria gruberi, 2184 nucleotides. RefSeq lists its product as uncharacterized. Lineage: Eukaryota; Heterolobosea; Eutetramitea; Acrasida; Naegleriidae. The record is from RefSeq and is a predicted model, not a curated record. The transcript has a single exon. Bases 1 to 2184 code for a protein of 727 amino acids.